Molecule: messenger RNA, 2509 nt
Organism: Misgurnus anguillicaudatus (oriental weatherfish)
Lineage: Eukaryota; Metazoa; Chordata; Actinopteri; Cypriniformes; Cobitidae
Gene: tubb5
Product: tubulin, beta 5
Biological process (GO): microtubule-based process
Cellular component (GO): microtubule
Molecular function (GO): GTPase activity; GTP binding; structural constituent of cytoskeleton
Source: RefSeq, a predicted model, not a curated record
CCAUUACUAUUCUAGCCUCGUUCUGGAGACAGUCCAGGAAUAUAAAGCCUUUGUCCGGCUUUUCCAAAUUAUUCCUGAGCUGUACCGUUACUUCUCAGAUUUAUUGGAGAACUUCUCGCACAUUUUAUAACAAUGAGGGAGAUUGUUCAUAUCCAGGCCGGUCAGUGCGGAAACCAAAUUGGUGCCAAGUUUUGGGAGGUGAUUAGUGAUGAACAUGGGAUAGACCCAACAGGAACCUACCAUGGAGACAGUGACCUGCAGCUGGACCGAAUCAGUGUCUAUUAUAAUGAAGCCACAGGAGGUAAAUAUGUGCCAAGAGCUAUCCUAGUAGAUUUGGAGCCUGGCACUAUGGACUCUGUGCGUUCAGGACCCUUUGGGCAGAUCUUCAGACCAGAUAACUUUGUGUUUGGACAGAGUGGAGCUGGUAAUAACUGGGCCAAGGGCCACUACACAGAGGGGGCGGAGCUUGUGGAUUCAGUUCUGGAUGUGGUUCGUAAGGAGUCUGAGAGCUGUGACUGCCUGCAGGGUUUCCAGCUCACUCACUCCCUGGGUGGGGGUACCGGGUCCGGCAUGGGCACCCUCCUUAUAAGCAAAAUCCGUGAAGAGUAUCCAGACCGGAUCAUGAACACAUUUAGCGUGGUGCCUUCCCCAAAAGUCUCUGACACCGUAGUGGAGCCUUACAACGCCACCCUGUCAGUCCAUCAGCUGGUUGAGAACACUGAUGAAACUUAUUGCAUAGACAAUGAAGCCUUAUAUGAUAUCUGCUUCCGCACCCUUAAACUUACCACCCCCACAUAUGGCGACCUCAACCAUCUGGUGUCAGCCACCAUGAGCGGUGUUACCACCUGCUUGCGCUUCCCUGGCCAGCUAAAUGCUGACCUUCGCAAAUUAGCUGUUAACAUGGUGCCAUUCCCUCGUCUUCACUUCUUUAUGCCUGGCUUUGCUCCUCUGACCAGUAGAGGCAGCCAGCAAUACCGUGCUCUCACCGUGCCUGAGCUCACACAGCAAGUGUUCGAUGCCAAAAACAUGAUGGCAGCCUGCGACCCGAGACACGGACGCUACCUGACCGUCGCCGCCGUGUUCCGCGGACGCAUGUCCAUGAAGGAGGUUGAUGAGCAGAUGCUGAAUGUCCAGAACAAAAACAGCAGCUACUUUGUGGAAUGGAUCCCCAACAACGUCAAAACCGCCGUCUGCGACAUUCCUCCCAGGGGUCUUAAAAUGGCCGUCACCUUCAUCGGCAACAGCACCGCCAUCCAGGAGCUCUUCAAGCGCAUCUCCGAGCAGUUCACAGCCAUGUUCAGGCGCAAGGCUUUCUUGCAUUGGUACACAGGAGAAGGUAUGGAUGAGAUGGAGUUCACCGAGGCAGAGAGCAACAUGAACGACCUGGUGUCUGAGUACCAGCAGUAUCAGGAUGCCACUGCUGAAGAGGAAGGGGAGUUUGACGAAGAGGCAGAGGACGAUGCUUAAGAAGGAAAAGAAUGAGGGUGGGAGAAGGAAAAGGGGAGGUGUUUGGGGAAGAGAUAAUGUGGUUGGAUAAAUGUAGCAAAACAUGUGGAAACAACAUUUAGUGUGUCAGUCAAAUGAAGUAGAAAUUAGCACUAGACAAAAGGGGCCAAAAAUAAUCAGAGGUAUGCAGGAAGAAUGUUCUUAAACAUGGAAUGAGUGCUUGCUGUUACUCACUUUUUUGUUUUAUUUACCAUUUCUGUCAUCAGUUCCUCUUUGUACAAUACAUAACAGGGAAGGAUAAAAUGACAAACAUCCGCAUUUUGAACAGCAUGUGACAUCAGCUACUGUGUUUGACCAGGUCAGACGGAAUUCAGAUCUUGUGUCAGGACAAAAACGAUGGAGGGAAACUAUCCACUGCAUAAAAAUGAUUGUUAUAAAUCAAGUAGAGGGAUCAAGAAGGAAAACUAGGAAAGUUUUUCUUACUUUAAUGUUCACUUCUUUAUGUUUGCAAAGUAUUUUAGUAUUAAUCAUAAUGCUGCUGUAGUGUUGCUAUAACACUAUAGUGUUUGUGUUUAUGAUGUUACAAUUGCACUAGAACAGGGCACUCCAAUGUGAAAUUAUUGCACUCCAAUGUGACCUCCCAAGGUCUAAUUGCAGUAUUUAGAGAAAAGUUUUUUAAGGGAAAAGUAUGUUUUGCCAAACGAUAAAGAAAAGACAAUGAAAGGAGCAAAAGAAAGACAAGAUUCCGAAUAACAGGGUUAUUGAAUCUUGACCUCACUUGGACGCCAGCCAACGUCUACAGGAGGACAUGAGGAAGGACAAGGUUGACACUGGAAGGUAUUAGAUUAUGAAGAAUUGUGGGAUUAAGCAUGUUGAAUCGAUUAAUAGUGCAAAUAUUAACGUUAUGGACUCUCUCUUGUCCCAUAUCUGAGCCCAUACUGUGUUACUCAUUUAUUAUAUAUUUAAAAUUUGUCGAUGUCCCUUGCACAUUUUCUUUGAUUCCUGUUGGAAAAACUGAGCCUCUGGAGAAAACCAAAAUAAAAAUGAAAACAAUUUCGUUAAA